This is a messenger RNA of Myzus persicae (green peach aphid), 3442 nucleotides long. RefSeq lists its product as uncharacterized. The transcript has 6 exons. Lineage: Eukaryota; Metazoa; Arthropoda; Insecta; Hemiptera; Aphididae. Bases 378 to 1430 code for a protein of 350 amino acids. The record is from RefSeq and is a predicted model, not a curated record.
CACCGACGGCAGCAGUCCUUCGCCGACACGUCUCCGGCGCUGUCCGCAAGCCACACACCGUCUGCAGCAGAGUUCCGUCUUGAUCUUUAUCAAUCCUUCAUUGUUGUCACGCUAUUGUUUAAGUAAUAAUUCGCCGGUCAGCGCCUUCUCCACUGCAUUAAGAUAUCCGGUCAUCGGGUCGUGUCUGCUGCAGGUCGACGAACCGACGGCCAGACCGCCGACUGGCUGCCUUCAUUUCCGUCGUUUGAUAACUCGCACUCAGACCAUAUACCUGGGUAUCGUAUAUUUAUAUCGAGUCGUCCGUGCCUGUACGACAUCCCGCCGACGAAGCGGACGUCGCAGCCGCGGCAAUCACCACGACGAGCCGACGACAUGAGAUGCAGUUGGCCGCCAGACGGAUCCGAUGGAUGUGUUUGUUGUGCGCGUGCGCGCUGGCCGAUCAACGCGUCAACACCGCGAACAACGACACUGCACAAACAGGGUUGGGAGAACAGUGUUUCCAAGACGACACGUGUCAGUUGCACGACAAGCACGCGGUGUGCGCACAGGUGGACCACAACGCAAUAUGCAAGUGCAAACAGGGCUACCACAUCGUUACCGUUUCCAGGCCUACCAACGCAAGGAGCAGUUUUUGCGCCCAAGACGAUUCGGACGGCAAAGCUGGCGGUUCGUCUCUGCUCGGCGUCGUGGUCGGCCUGCUAGUGUUCUCGGCGCUCAUCUGUUUCGGGCUGCGCCUGUCCACGGCCUCCAGACCCCGGCAUUUCCCGACCACCAACUUAUAUCCGAACAAGCUGCUGUGCUCACGUCAAACUAAGGCGUCUUCGAGCAAACAUUACGGGACGUCAGACUCUGCGGCGGCCAACGGCCAACAAGAAGACGAAAGCAGUGCCGGUCAGUCGGAUGCCAAAGACGAUGAGACCAGCAGGGUAGGAGCUGCCAGGGCAGCUGCUUUCAUAUUGAUCUCUUGCCGGCCGUCCACGUCGGAGUCACCAACGGCCUCGCCGGGCAGGGCAAAAAGGGCGAAAAAAUUGGGUUACGGCCGCACCGGCAGCGAUCCAGCUGUGCACAGCACAUCUUCAGUGAAAACAUACAACUUGAAAUGGUAUCAAAGGGACCAGCAGAGAAGGCAUUCGACAAAGAACAGAGAAGCAAAAGGCACUCCACCUAGUCAUUGUUCGACCGAACAACUAAUACAAAAUAGUUCUAAAGACGAAUGUUCCAGGAACAGCCAGACCACGUUGAACUCUAAGGACAAGUCGAAAGCGUCGUCGGUAAGCCGCAUCGAACACAGAGCUCUGGUCCAUCAUUCGGCUGCGACGAUUAGCAGUGGAGGUAGCGGAAAUUGUCCGGAACCCGCGGCGGCCACAGUCGAUGCGUCGGAACAGCUUCUACAACGUCCGGAAGGAAGUAACGCACAGGGGACACGAUGAAACGUCUAGGCAGCGCGUGCGAGUAUGAUAAGAAAUGUUUAUUGAGCGAUACUAUGUGUAAUAAUGUUAUUAUCGUACCAUGUAUAUUGUGUAAUUCAAUGAUCUAAAUACGCGUGUCUGCAUAAUAUGGUGAAGUGAUGUAAAUUCUCUAUUAUAAUAAUGUAAUAAAAUAUAAUGUGUUUUGCUCGCGGAGAGACCGUUAGUCAGCCAAAGGCUUGUCGUCACGUCUUGUCGUAACGGUCGGGGCAGGGGUAGAGUUAUGGGAGGGUGUUCGCACUGCCCGAGAUUUAUUUUGCGUAGCCGAUAUGGAUACAGAUGAUAGGUUUGGUCGAAAGGCCCCACUCGAUUGUACCAUGCCUGGGUGCACCCCUGAAAACAAUUUUUAAAUCUUUAAACAUAACAAUAACGAGUAUUAUGCGCACAUAUAUUACAAGUUACAACGAAUAUACAACUAUUGUGUUGGUCUUCGAUAAUCCGCAUGCUCGCAUUUUUUAAUAAUUAAAAUGUGUACCUAUAUAUUCGAUUAUGGCGUUCAGAUCGGUGAUGAAAAAGUGACGCAGGGGUGGUCUUGUUUAUAUAUUUUAUGUAUACAUGUACGAUGUACCUGCUGACUUCGCCGACCGAUUUUUUAUCGUCUCUCGUCAAACGCCACUCGAUAGCGGCACUGUGUACCUAUACAAUAUUGGAUAUAUAGUGUGUAUAAUAUGGAGUAUUCGACGAUUUUAAUUUUUAAUUGAAUUACAAUAUAUUUAAAUACCAAGUCAUAUAUGUUCCAAAUACAUUGUGUAUGCCGUAGACGUACCCUGGCCUAAGGACGUGACGCAUUUAGCAGAUCACAAACAAGUCAUGCAGCGAGUAAUGAGAUGCACUUACUUGUGUGUGUGCGCGCGUGUGUGUUACUGUCAUCCAUUUGAAUAAUCCCCUGCGGCGAUCGACCGCGAUGGCCGUGCCGGGUCGUAUAUACUCAAAUUUUUCAAAACUCAUACUUCCACGAUAUUCCUCACACGGGGAACAAUAUUUUUAUAUAAUUUCUAGAUAAGUGUUUUGUACAUGUAAACAAUAUAUGUUUGAACGCAUGGUAUGUAUUUUAUACAUACUGUGUUGCUGAUAUUAAUAAUAAUGAUAAAAUAAUAACUCUGAUUAUUGUUACCUACCUAUAAUUAUUAUAUUAUACGAAUAACGCGUAUCGUGUGCGUGUCUGCGUUGAUGUUGAGACUAUUAGCAUUAUUAUUAAUCAAUGAAUGUAUUAAUGUUAUUAUUCUGUUAUAUUACCUGUAUGGCUAUAUACUACCUAUAUAUAUAUUUAUGUACAUAUAUAUAUAUAUAUAUAUAUAUAGAGAGAGAGAAAGUAAGAUAAAUAAUUGAUAUUUUAAUUAAUAGUUAACAUGAAAUAAUUUAGUGUGAAAGAAAUCGUGUGAGCACAAACUAUAAAUAGGAAUUAUAGGAAAAUUAUUGGAAUAUAAUAUUACCUACACUAGUAUAAUUGUUGAAUAAUAUAGAAUUUCGUUUUACGAUAUUGAAAAAUAACCCGAGUGGCAAUGUUGAACGAUUUUUAAAAACCAUCACAGGCAUUAUAUGUAUACUAGAUUAUAACUUAUGUAUUAUAAUUUAUUCAUUCGUCGAAACUGCGAUUUCGGAUUAAAGUGUCAGUGAAAGCAAACAAAAAAAAUUAUAUUUUCUAAUUCGAUUAUGAUGAUUUCAGUUCAAAUACACAUUUCAAGACUUUAUAUAAUAUUAUAAUGAUGAUACAUAGGGGUAUAAUAUAAUAUAAUGUAAAUUAAAGUUGGGCUGUUAAAACAUAAAAUAUAAAUUGAUAUUGAUUCUAUUUGUGUGUAUCAUAGAUUCAUACUACCAUUUUGUGUGGUAUUACGAGUCAUAUAUUAUAUUUAUUAGGCAUCGCGUCGUUACGAACGAUGCAUAAAUGAUUGAUUAAGACAAUAACCCAUUAGAAUUAAUAUUAUAUUUAUCAUAUGAAGCGAAUGGCUGAAUAUUGUAUGCUUAUUCACUUUGUA